Messenger RNA from Rhizophagus irregularis DAOM 181602=DAOM 197198, 321 nucleotides. The record is from RefSeq and is a predicted model, not a curated record. Lineage: Eukaryota; Fungi; Glomeromycota; Glomeromycetes; Glomerales; Glomeraceae.
AUGAAUCAGAAAAUUGAUGAAUUACAACGAAUUGCAAGUGGACUUCUAGAUAUUCAUAAUGCUGGGAAAGUUCAUAAAGAUUUUCAUUCAGGUAAUCAUAUAUUGUGUAAUAUUGGUCCAUAUAUAAGUGAUUUAGGAAUGUGCCAACCAGCAAAUAAUGAAAAGCAAUCAGUUAAACAAGAAGGAAUUUAUGGAGUAUUACCUGAUAUGGCACCAGAAGUUUUACAUUUGAAUACUAAAUGUUGGGAUGCUAAAGCAGAAAAUAGACCAACUACUAAAGAAUUGUAUCGAACAUUAACUAUUGAUUGUUCAUUUAUGUAA